AUGAAGGUCUUUCAAAAAUUUGCUGUUUCGUUCAUCGUUUUCGUGCUAGCGCUGAGCGACUGCUCAAAGGAAGCUGUCUUUCGAAUAAAUAAGCAAAAAUACUUGGCGAAUCAUACCAUCGAAAUAAAUCAAACAGAGUUCGAGUUUGAAUGCGGUUUGCUUUGCGCUCGUCAUGAAUCAUGUGCGUCAAUCAACUACAAAACCUCUGGUGAAGAUAAAGGUCGUUGUGAACUUAACAAUAAGACAAAUGAAGACGAUGAUGAUGAAAAAACAGAUCAUGAAUACAACCAUCUUGUCAUGAUUAAAUCAAAGCCACUAGAUCCUACCACGUCAAGCUCUCCGACACAAGAGGAAUCAUUCAGAAAUACGUCUUUAGCAUGUUCUAAUGCGGACUGGAGGCAAAGUUUUGACAGUAAGAGCUGGUCAAAAUGUGGCGCACAAAAUCUCUUUAUCACAGGAUUUUAUCGAAGUCCGUCCAACGAUAACCAGCAUCCCAUCAGUUUACUUGAAGAAGCAAGAUGUUGCAACUCGUCUCCUGCGUACAGCGGUCAGAUUGGCCAGUGUGAAAAAGUUAACUUCACCAGUUCUUUUAAACAAAAUGACACAUGGAAUCGUUGUCCAAAGGGAUACUUUCUGAACGGGUUAAAACGCAGCAAUGAUACAAGAUUACAUGCCAUCACAGGAGCUCAUUGCUGCAAACCAAACACUCAUCCUGACAAGUAUGGAUUCUGUUAUGAUGAAGAUGUUGGAACAUCGUUUGAUCAAGAAGGAUGGUCAAACUGUUCCAAGGCUGGUUAUUACAUCACUGGUCUUUAUCGUGGAUCUGGUAAAUGGCUGAACAGCAUCGAUCAAUUUCGAUGCUGUCAAAACGCUUAGAAAUAUCGAUAGAUUGCUUUGCUCUCUCAUGUCAAUUGAUAACUUUUUAAAUGUUAUUAUAAUAUAAGUGUGGUAUAACGAGCAAUUUCGGAGAAUUUUAUUUUUGACCUACUUGAUUGCUGUAUAUAUUAUAAAAGAAUUAAAAAAAAGCUCGUCUCCUGCUUUUAUGCUGUAAUAAUAAUAUACUUAGGGGAAUGUUGGAAGAACACCCAAGAAGCUUGUAAAACAAUCGGCUACGCCUAGGCAUUAUAUACGAAGUAGAAUACUUUUUCAUCCUUAAAACUAAAAAUUUUUUUUGUGGUUCAAGUUCAAUCAGUUUAUUUAGGAAUUUAGAUUCAAACUAUAAAAUAAAUAAUGGCAUUCUUUUCUGAAGAUGUAGAACAGAAAGUUUUAGCAAAAAAGAUAUUAAGCAGCUGAUUCGAUGUUAGACAAAUUUAAUUAAUGUUGUGAAAUGUACGACUUCAAGAAUCUGUAAUCUGUUGUGACGCUUAAUUGUGCUAUAGUGAAUAAUAUGGUACACUCAAAGGACAAAUUUAUUUACAUUUACAAUCUAUUUACGUCUGCGUAUAACAUAAUAAUAUUCAGGUGGGGAAGGUUUGUGUAGUCUGUUUAUAUUUCUUACAUCUCGAAUUCCGUAUAUUCGAAAGUUUCUGCAGAGUUUUGACGGAUUGAAGGAAAUGUAUUUUGUAGCUACUUCAUGUAUAGUCAUGGUGUUGGUUUUAAUUCUUUAUACCUAUUGUAUGGACGUU
Messenger RNA from Dendronephthya gigantea, 1625 nucleotides. RefSeq lists its product as uncharacterized. The transcript is spliced from 4 exons. NCBI's taxonomy places the organism in Eukaryota, Metazoa, Cnidaria, Anthozoa, Malacalcyonacea, Nephtheidae. The coding region runs from base 1 to 876 and encodes 291 amino acids. The record is from RefSeq and is a predicted model, not a curated record.